CUUGUACCCCAAUCCCUUUGGCAAAAACUUGUCACAACCCUUUUGAUCCAAAACCGACCAAUGGACACCAACAACAACCAGCAACCACCUCCCUCCGCCGCCGGAAUCCCUCCUCCUCCACCUGGAACCACCAUCUCCGCCGCCGGAGGAGGAGCUUCUUACCACCACCUUCUCCAACAACAACAACAACAGCUCCAACUAUUCUGGACCUACCAACGCCAAGAGAUCGAACAAGUUAACGAUUUCAAAAACCAUCAGCUUCCACUAGCUCGGAUCAAGAAGAUCAUGAAAGCCGAUGAAGAUGUUCGUAUGAUCUCCGCCGAAGCACCGAUUCUCUUCGCCAAAGCUUGUGAGCUUUUCAUUCUCGAGCUCACGAUCAGAUCUUGGCUUCACGCUGAGGAGAAUAAACGCCGUACGCUUCAGAAAAACGAUAUCGCUGCUGCUAUUACUAGGACUGAUAUCUUCGAUUUCCUUGUUGAUAUUGUUCCUAGAGAUGAGAUUAAGGAUGAGGCCGCUGUGCUCGGCGGUGGGAUGGUGGUGGCUCCCACCGCUAGCGGCGUGCCUUACUAUUAUCCGCCGAUGGGACAACCAGCUGGUCCUGGAGGGAUGAUGAUUGGGAGACCAGCUAUGGAUCCGAGUGGUGUUUAUGUGCAGCCUCCGUCUCAGGCGUGGCAGAGUGUUUGGCAGACUUCGCCGGGGACUGGAGAUGAUGUCUCUUACGGCAGUGGUGGAAGCACCGGUCUCGACGGCCAAGGUUAAACUCAAGAGUAUUCCAGAUGAUGCUUGAAGACAGCAGAUAUUAGUCGACUUUGCCUUGAAUUUUGGAUGUGUCUAAUAGAUUAUGCCUGAAUUCAAUUUAAAAGGCUUAAAAAGAGUAAAAAAAACUCUUAUUUCUCUCUGUUAACUUAUAUGCUAUUGCAGCAAACCAUCAUUGCUGUGACUUUGCCUAACUAUAUAAUCUAAUGUGCAGUUUCUAGUUG
Molecule: messenger RNA, 980 nt
Organism: Arabidopsis lyrata subsp. lyrata
Lineage: Eukaryota; Viridiplantae; Streptophyta; Magnoliopsida; Brassicales; Brassicaceae
Product: nuclear transcription factor Y subunit C-1
Exons: 2
Coding region: 61-759 (232 amino acids)
Biological process (GO): regulation of DNA-templated transcription
Cellular component (GO): nucleus
Molecular function (GO): DNA binding; DNA-binding transcription activator activity, RNA polymerase II-specific; protein heterodimerization activity
Source: RefSeq, a predicted model, not a curated record